This is a messenger RNA of Drechmeria coniospora, 2190 nucleotides long. RefSeq names its product heat shock transcription factor Hsf1. The record is from RefSeq and is a predicted model, not a curated record. Gene Ontology annotation, molecular function: DNA-binding transcription factor activity; sequence-specific DNA binding. Gene Ontology annotation, biological process: regulation of DNA-templated transcription. NCBI's taxonomy places the organism in Eukaryota, Fungi, Ascomycota, Sordariomycetes, Hypocreales, Ophiocordycipitaceae. The coding region runs from base 1 to 2190 and encodes 729 amino acids. The transcript is spliced from 2 exons.
AUGGAUUCGAGAAAGCGACCUGCGCCAGGUGCAGAGCCCAUCGGGCCGCCAUACCAUCCGCUGAUGCCGCAGCCGUACAUGGCCGACGAUGCGGUAGUCGACACCCUCGGCCGCUGGAACGGGCCGAGCGACGGUGUCGAGUCCAUCGACCGUUCUGCUCUCAUCCCGUCGCAGCCAAGCCAAUACAGCAUCCAGGGAGGUCCGACGCCGUCAAACUCGCUCGCAAGGCGGCCCGUGAACCAGAUGCUGGUCCCGAUGAACUCCUCGGUGGAGCCGUGGGCGAGCUUGGCUGACAGCAUGGCUCUGCCGCAGCCCGCCAACAGGGACGGCCUGGUCGAGACGGACAAUGUCGAGAUGCUCGAGGAGAUGGCCGCCAAGGCGAAGCAGGAAUCACAGAACAAGCGAAAGCAGAUCCCGCCCUUCGUCCAGAAGAUCAGCAGCUUUCUCGAGGAGCAAAAAAACGAAGAGCUAAUCCGCUGGUCGGAAAAAGGCGACUCCUUCGUCGUGCUGGACGAGGAGGAGUUUGCCAAGACGCUCAUCCCCGAACUGUUCAAGCACAACAACUACGCUUCCUUUGUGAGGCAGCUCAACAUGUACGGCUUCCACAAACGUGUUGGCUUAUCCGACAACUCCAUGCGGGCCAGCGAGCGGAAGAACAAGAGCCCCAGCGAGUACUACAAUCCCUACUUCCGCCGGGGACACCCGAAUCUCCUGUGGCUCAUCAACAAGCCCAAGAACGGGAGCAAGGAAAAGGCCAAGAAGGGGGGCAAGAGCGCCGACGGCGAGGCCGACAGCGAGGACGACGGUCCUAUCGAUGACUCGAUGCCCAAGGGCCCGGCCGCGGCCUCGGCGACGGCGACGGCGACGGGUGGUCGUUCAUUACCGGCGCCGGAUGCGCAUGCGCAUCCGCAAACGCCCCAGAUGGCCUUGAUCAAGGACGAGCUGAACAGGGUUCGCGAGCAGCAGAACAUGAUACUCGAGGCCAUCAACCAGCUCCAGCGAAACAACCACGACCUUUACAACCAGGCGCUCAGGUUCCAGAAUCAGCAUGACCGCCACCAGAACUCCAUCAACGCCAUCUUGAACUUCCUUGCCAACGUGUUUCGCAAGACGCUGGAGGACGGCAACCACCAGAACGUCGGGGAGAUCAUCUCGAGCAUGAUGACGAACCAGAGCAGCCAACCUUCUCACCAGCAGGGUAGCGUCUUCGAUCUCGGGGACUUUGUCCAGUCUCAGGUCGAUUCCACCACGCCGCUCGGGGGAACGCACAAGAGAGCCCGCGGCCUGCUCCCCCCUAUCCCCCAGGCGAACGAAGCGGCGGGACGCAAAGGCGGGACGCCAUCGUCCGCCGGCGGCAGCACCCCGUUCUAUCCGGGAAGCUAUCAAGACGCCGAGAUGGGCCACGUCACGGAGCUUCUGGAUGCCGAAACGCCGCCGAGCCUGCGACAGGAGCUCGAGACGAACCCGCAGGAGCGCAUGAUGAAGAUCAUCAACGACCACAACGCCAGCAACACGUCGGGCGUGGACCUCCCGGAAGCGACCAAGAUUGUCAACAACACACCAACCACUCUGAAUUCGGACCAGACGAGCAAGCUGGUCGAUUUAAUGUCAAGGCAGAGAUCGCCUCGGUCCUCGACGACGCCGGCACCCGCCUCGACUACCCUAUCCACCUCGCCGGCACCCAAGAUGUCGGAAUCCGUCUUCUCGCCGUCGCCGCCGCCACCUGCGGCCGACCCGGCGGCGGCGCUGGCUCUGUCUCCCACUGUGCGAUCGCCGACGAUGCAGCCGCCGUCUCUGAACCAGAUCAACGCGAACCAGAUGGAGGUCAGCCAGCUGCAGCAGCUGCAGAGCCAGCAGGAUGCCAAGAUACACGAAAUCAGCGAGAUGCUUGGCCCCUUGAGCCCCUCGGGUCACAUUCCCGGGCUCGAAGAAGGCGGCGACAGCUACUACUUCCCGCCGGCCGUCGACCUGGAUCCGUACUUUGAUAGCAGUGCCUUCCUGAACGAGGUAGAUUUCGGCAACGGCGACGACUUCAACUUUGCCAUCGACGCAGCCGAUGCCAACAACGGCGGGAGCAAGCGGGCGGCCAAGGAUGUGCCGAGUCCGACCAGGACGGAGGAGAUUCACAGAGAGGAAUUGGAGGGUGCGCCAAGUCCCGGCCACGAUGACAAGAGGCGGCGGAGGGAUUAG